Messenger RNA from Aspergillus alliaceus, 1910 nucleotides. Its product is annotated as FHA domain protein. Gene Ontology annotation, biological process: ubiquitin-dependent protein catabolic process; negative regulation of septation initiation signaling; protein ubiquitination. NCBI's taxonomy places the organism in Eukaryota, Fungi, Ascomycota, Eurotiomycetes, Eurotiales, Aspergillaceae. The transcript has 3 exons. Gene Ontology annotation, molecular function: protein binding; ubiquitin protein ligase activity. The record is from RefSeq and is a predicted model, not a curated record. Bases 48 to 1802 code for a protein of 584 amino acids. Gene Ontology annotation, cellular component: cytosol; cell division site; mitotic spindle pole body.
UUUUUUUGGAACUUCUCCUCUCCUCUCCUCUUUCUCUCAGGCAACCAAUGUCUGCAUCCGUUUCCGCCUCCGCCUCGUCGAACCUCCCGUCAGACGCUCGUUCGGGGCCCCUCCGUCGGUUGAGCCAACUGCGCGCUUAUACCCAAAAUCAUUUCUCCUCCCAAUCCUCCUCGUCAUCAUCCACCCCUAACAAUAACAACACGAAUAAUCAACAACGGAUCGCUCGUCGACAUACCUUCAGUAGUCGAGUGUCUUGGUUUUCUCCCGCGUCAUCUGCCUCCACUGGAGCCGAGUCUACUCAUCCACCUGUGGGGACCAACAACUCCGCUCCAUGUCCCGAGUCUGAACCGUCAUCCUCAACUCUCGCCCGCUACAGUUCUGCUUUAUUUCCAGGCUACCGCGGGUUCGAUCCUGACCUGCGUUCUCCGACUCACUCCUCCGAGUCGUCCACCUCUCCCCCCUCGUCGCACGAGCCUCGUCGAGCGCAGACCCAAGGCAGGAUGGCGCGGUUGAGAGGUUUAUCUCUAACCCCCGAUACAAGGCCUGACGUCGAAGCCACACCUACAUCCGCACCGACAAGCCUGCAGAAUGAAUUGUUAGACUGUCCCGAUCCGGUCACCAAUGAAAAUCCUUCAACGUCCCCGCGGCCGAAGCAGAAGGCCACGAUUCGUUUUUUCCCCCACCAGGAUUCACACGGGAAUUCGAGACCCUCGUUGCCCUUCAUCCCCAUUUCUCGAACGCUACCAUCAGAGAGUAGUAUCAUUCGGGUCGGUCGCUACUCCGAACGGGACGGUCUCCCCGUCGCAAACCCAACAGAGCCCUCCGAUGCCCCGGUGGGUUUCAAGUCCAAGGUCGUGAGUCGGAAACAUUGUGAAUUCCUGUAUAUGAACGGGCAGUGGCACAUCAAGGAUGUUGGGAGCUCGUCGGGGACGUUUCUGAACCAUAUGCGGCUUAGUCAGCCCAAUAUGGCGUCUCGACUUUACACGGUGAAGGAUGGCGAUAUCGUGCAGUUGGGGAUUGAUUUCAGAGGUGGAGAGGAGAUGAUCUUCCGAUGCGUUCGGAUACGGAUCGAAUGUAACCGAUCCUGGCAGCAGCAGCCCAACGAGUUCAAUAAAAACACCGAGAGUCUUAUUAAAAACUUAGGGAAAGGCGAUACGGCUGAUUAUUCUGGUUGUCGUGAAUGUUCGAUCUGCCUGGGUUCUGUUCUGAGACCUUACCAGUGCCUCUUCAUGGCAGCGUGUGCCCACGUGUGGCAUUAUAAAUGCGUUAGCCGCCUCAUUCAUACACCGGACUACCCUAUGUUUCAGUGCCCGAAUUGUCGCGCAUAUACAGAUCUCAGUGCUGAGGUCGACGAUUCAAAUGAUUACGAGGACGCGGAGCAGAAGGCCAUCCCCUCGGAGGAACAGCGAGAUUCUUCCCAGGAUCGUCGAUCGAACACCCGCACACCGCAACUAGAGAAUGACCAAGCCCCUUUGGCCUCGAUCUCACAAGACUCAGUGGAUUCCCAGCCGGGUCCUUUACCCGUUGAAACAGGACUCGCUGGGAACAUCGAAAAUAUGCGCCUAAACACGAACAAUAUCUCCGGCGAAACUGAUGACGAGACAUCCCGUGCGGUCGAUCCCUCCCCAGCCGUCACAGCACGCAACGUGUUACCUGUUCCCACCGCUAGUGCUCUCCAAUGCCGACAGGCGCAGUUGCGUGCAGAUACACCUGUUCGCUCUGAAUCCGCUGAAGAUAAUCCUCUGACACCGCGAAACGACUCUGGCCCUCUGGUAUUUGACGCCCGGGCUAGUAUGUCGUGAACCUGGGUGUGUCUGGUCUAUGAGCGUCAAUGUAGGGGCAUAACACAUGCAAGCCGAAUUACUCACCUGAAUCUUUCUGAGCCGCGCGUCGCACGCAUAAACGGCGUC